Peromyscus eremicus (cactus mouse) is the source of this 853-nucleotide messenger RNA. RefSeq names its product glutathione S-transferase A2. The transcript is spliced from 7 exons. Gene Ontology annotation, biological process: glutathione metabolic process; xenobiotic metabolic process. Gene Ontology annotation, cellular component: extracellular exosome; cytosol. Lineage: Eukaryota; Metazoa; Chordata; Mammalia; Rodentia; Cricetidae. The record is from RefSeq and is a predicted model, not a curated record. The coding region runs from base 91 to 759 and encodes 222 amino acids. Gene Ontology annotation, molecular function: glutathione transferase activity.
AGCCUCCACAUUCAUCUGGAGCUGCAGCUGGGGCGCUGAGUGGCGAGGAAGCCUGGACUCUCACUAGUUAGUGAAACCACAGUUGCUGCCAUGGCCGGGAAGCCCGUGCUUCACUACUUCAAUGCCCGGGGCCGAAUGGAAUGCAUCAGGUGGCUGCUGGCUGCAGCAGGGGUGGAGUUUGAAGAGAAGUUUAUAGAAAGUCCAGAAGACUUGGAGAAGUUAAGAAAAGAUGGGAAACUGAUAUUUGAACAAGUGCCUAUGGUGGAGAUUGAUGGGAUGAUGCUGGUGCAGACCAGAGCCAUUCUCAACUACAUCGCCACCAAAUACGACCUCUAUGGCAAGGACGUGAAGGAGAGAGCCCUGAUUGACAUGUAUACAGAGGGUAUUGUAGAUCUGACUGAAAUGAUCGGGCAACUGCUUAUAUGUCCCCCAGAUCAAAAAGAAGCCAAGAUUUCCUUGAUAAAAGACAGGACCAAAAACCGGUACUUGCCUGCCUUUGAAAAAGUGUUGAAGAGUCACGGACAAGACUACCUUGUUGGCAACAGGCUGACCAGGGUGGACAUUCACCUGCUGGAACUUCUCCUCUAUAUUGAAGAGUUUGACUCCAGCCUUCUGACCCCUUUCCCCCUGCUGAAGGCCCUGAAGAGCAGACUCAGCAGCCUGCCCAAUGUGAAGAAGUUCCUACAGCCUGGCAGCCAGAGAAAGCCUCCCCUUGAUGCCAAACAAAUCGAAGAGGCCAGGAAGAUUUUCAAGUUCUAGGAAAGCUGCAUUGAGAGAGCCCACAGACACCAGUCUCUGGGGUUUGUAAAUAAUAAACAGCAGUUGUUCAUCCUGGUGUUUGAGAAAAUGAACA